Molecule: messenger RNA, 588 nt
Organism: Cylindrotheca closterium
Lineage: Eukaryota; Bacillariophyta; Bacillariophyceae; Bacillariales; Bacillariaceae
Source: the annotation of a GenBank genome assembly
AUGAAUUCCCUUAUCCUGCUUAUCGCCACUCUAUUCCUGGUGUUGAAACCUUCCACUGCUCGACGGCAAUGCUUUGACAGUAAUGACUGUUUUGAGUUGCAGGUUUGGACACCUGCUUGUCCGGUUGUCGGCGAAGAAGGAACGAGUACAAUUCAGUUUCGAUUGGACCAUAGCGAUGGUGUCUAUUCCAAAUAUUGUGUAGAACCAUUGGUAGAUUGGGGACCAUCGUUUGAGAGGUACGACCGACAGUGUCAAUUCAACAUUAACCAAGACAACACCAUUGAAAUCCAGCAUACCUACACGUCAUCUGGUACAUUCACUACAGAAGCCCGCCUGAACGUGUAUUUGACCUUGUUCCGACCACCACAUGAAGAGCAAUUUGUAUCCAGGGAAGUCGAGAUUACGGUAACGUCUAACGCUUGCGAACGAGCACCCACUGCCGCACCCACCGCCAGUCCUGUCGCUGGAGGAGGGGCUACAACCCCCACCAUGUCCCCAAUUGAUAGCAGUGCGAACAGGCAGCAAUGGACGAGAACUAUGGUGUUGAGCCAGGCAUUGGUCCUCCUGGUAUACAAAUGCUUGGUUUAG